Messenger RNA from Mycotypha africana, 1179 nucleotides. RefSeq names its product 60Kd inner membrane protein-domain-containing protein. Bases 1 to 1179 code for a protein of 392 amino acids. Gene Ontology annotation, biological process: protein insertion into mitochondrial inner membrane from matrix; mitochondrial respiratory chain complex IV assembly. Gene Ontology annotation, cellular component: mitochondrial inner membrane. The transcript has 2 exons. The record is from RefSeq and is a predicted model, not a curated record. Gene Ontology annotation, molecular function: membrane insertase activity. NCBI's taxonomy places the organism in Eukaryota, Fungi, Mucoromycota, Mucoromycetes, Mucorales, Mycotyphaceae.
AUGAAACGGUUUCUGAGCUCUGAACAGAAUGUAAAUUCACCACCACCACCACCAACAACAACAACGACACUCAAUAGUAAUGAAGACACACCUGCAACAACCACAUCGACAACCACAUCGACAACCCCUCCAACCAACACCACACAUACUGAGACAAUCCCAGAAGUACAGCAACCAUUACACCCUGUAGAACCUACACUAUUAGACCAAAGCGAACAAAUAUUAGAACAAGCCAGUCAGACGACACCCGAUGCCGUUGUGAGUUCUGCCAGUGAAGUCUUAUCCCAUCUGGCACCUCAGAUUGGUGACUUUAGUGCGUUAGGACUUUGCAAUUAUACGCCUGUCGGUGCGCUGGAGGCUAUGUUUGAGUACAUUCAUGUGUACAGCGGUCUUCCUUGGUGGGGCACCAUUGCCCUUGCCACUGUCCUUGUUCGUACCGCUCUCCUUCCACUUAUGAUCAAAAUUCAGCGCAAUAACGCUAUCCUGAUGAAUAUUAACCCAGAUGUCACUCGUCUCAUGAACAAUAUUAAGACGGCUCAGGCCAGCGGCGAUACCUUGGCUACUCAAAAGUACUCAAUGGAGGUGCAAAACUUGUUCAAAAAGAACAAAUGCCAUCCGAUGAAAUCCUUGGGAUUACCCUUCAUGCAAAUGCCCGUGAUGAUUUCUUUCUUCAUGGCCAUUCGUGGUAUGGCAGAGAUUCCUGUACCUGGAUUGGAGAAUCAAGGUCUGUUUUGGUUUCAAAAUUUGUCACAACAGGACCCCUAUUACAUUUUACCGGCUCUAAGUGCCGCUUCGAUGUUGGCUGUGCUGGAAACAGGCGCUGAUGCAGGUGCUGUGAAUCCUCAGGGUGCCAGCAUGAAGAAGUUCUUCCGUGGUAUGGCUCUUUUGACGGUGCCUUUUACUUAUUGGAUGCCCAGUGGUGUAUUCGUCUAUUGGAUCACAUCAAAUAUCUAUUCUAUGGGACAAAUGAUUGCAUUAAAAAACCCUGCUAUUCGUUCAGCUUUGAAUAUUCCAAAAUUAGCCUUGAAGCCUAAAGAAGCAUUAGGUAAACCAAAAUCAUUCAUGGACAAUUUCAAAGAGCAAACAAAAUUGUAUGAAAAGAAGGAAAAAGACCGUGCUCUUCGUGAAAGACAACAAGCCGCUGCUGCUGCUAGAAGAGCUGCCAAACGCAGAUUUUAA